Striga hermonthica is the source of this 218-nucleotide messenger RNA. NCBI's taxonomy places the organism in Eukaryota, Viridiplantae, Streptophyta, Magnoliopsida, Lamiales, Orobanchaceae. The record is from the annotation of a GenBank genome assembly.
CGGCACUUCUCGGCGUAUCCCACUUGCUCACUGCUUUGAUCUUGCUGGGAUCCACCUCAAUGCCUCUCGCUGUCACAAUAUUGGCCAAGGAACACCACACGAUCUAACCAGCACUUGCACUUCGAGAACUUUGUAUACAACUUCUCGCGGCGAAGAGUCUCCAGCACAAUCCUCAGAUGCUCCUUGUGCUGAUCGAUAUCUUGGGAAUAGACCAGAAU